AUGAACGGUGAAUUCUGGCUCGCUCUUGCCGACACCGCCGAUAUGGUUGGGUUCACUAUGACAUUCUCUGUCAACUUGGUGCUACUCGGGUUGAUUAGAACACGUGGAAAGAAUUUGGGCACUUAUAAGUAUCUGAUGAGUUUCUUCUCGUUUUUCUCAAUGUUCUAUUCGAUUGUCGAGUCGAUUUUGAGACCGAUAAUGCACAUCGAGAACACCACGUUCUUCCUCAUCUCCCGCAAGCGAUUCGACUACUCAACACGCCUCGGAAAAAUCAAUUCCGCCUUCUAUUGCGCUUGCUUUGCCACAAGUUUUGUACUCUCAGCAGUCCAUUUUGUCUAUAGAUACUUUGCGGCGUGCAAACCCCACCUAAUCCGUUUCUUCAACCUACCCUACCUAUUCCUCUGGCCGAUUGGAUGUAGUAUUUCUGUCACCGCGUGGGCGAGUGUCUCCUAUUUUUUGUACCCUGAUACCGAGUAUACUGAGUCUGCAGUCACAAAUGUGCUCAAAACGCAUUACGACGGAAUCAAAAAGGAGAAUGUCUCGUAUAUAGCAUAUGUCUAUAGCAUGACAUUCGUUGUGGUGUUCUAUUGUGGGUUCUCCACGUGGUGGACUAUCAGGGAGCAUCGAGGCGCGUCGGAUAAAACGAGACAGUUGCAGAAUCAAUUGUUCAAGGCGUUGGUGUUGCAGACCCUCAUCCCGUCCCUCUUCAUGUACAUCCCGACUGGCGUCAUGUUUGUCGCCCCAUUCUUCGACGUCAACUUGAAUGCAAACGCCAAUUUCAUUGUAUUCUGCUCAUUUUUGUAUCCUGGAUUAGACCCGCUCAUUCUGAUUUUGAUUAUAAAAGAAUUCAGAAUGUGUAUUGUUGCUAUUAUAAAAGGAACUGGAAACAAUCGUGUCAGUGAUAUAUACACUACGUCGAGAGGGAAGAUGUCACAAGUUGUGGUUCAUGAUUUGUCCGGAUAA
This is a messenger RNA of Caenorhabditis remanei, 963 nucleotides long. RefSeq lists its product as uncharacterized. The record is from RefSeq and is a predicted model, not a curated record. The coding region runs from base 1 to 963 and encodes 320 amino acids. NCBI's taxonomy places the organism in Eukaryota, Metazoa, Nematoda, Chromadorea, Rhabditida, Rhabditidae. Gene Ontology annotation, molecular function: G protein-coupled olfactory receptor activity. Gene Ontology annotation, biological process: G protein-coupled receptor signaling pathway; olfactory behavior. The transcript has 7 exons.